AGUAGAGGCAGAAGUAGUCUAGAAGUACCACCGAAAAACAACGUGCCCGUAAAUACGUCCAGGAACAAAAAUAUAAAACGUGCUUGUAAAUCCUUGGCAGAAAAAACUACUAAUCUUUUGUAUGUUCUGAUUGAGAGAAUUACUAGGUUUUGGAGGCUCGACAGAGCCGAUGAUUCAAAUCGAUGUCUUGUGCAGCAGCAGCUAUCCGUACUACGUGCAGGAGGCAAGGCAUCGUUUGUCAUGAACAAGGGUCUGAUGUCGCCCUCCACUCUACUGUCGGUGGAAUUAUCUCCUCCUGUAAAGAUGAUACGGAGGCAAAGAAGGACGGCAAUGGGGUGGGGCCGGUGGCGACCCUUCAGCGGAAUACGGUCACGGACAGGAGUUGCCGAAGAGUGUAGAGAGGAAAGGUCUCAAGAUGAUGGGACGAGCGCAGCUUUGCUGGCAUCGUCUCGGUGUUCAAGCGGCAGCAACGCUGGAGCAGCAACGCUGGAAUGCAUGUGGGUGGCUCGCUCUAGAAGACGGAGGAGAAAAAAGUGGAUGUCCUCGCCAACACUCUCUCAGAGUCUGGAGGCGGAAGAAGAGGAGGAAAUAGCCCUUACUACAGGAGCGUUGGACACGGACUCCGAAAAAUGCUCAAACGCUUUUGGGUAUCCGAUCUUAGUGAGGCGGUGUCCUCGUCGCAGAAAAAAACCCCCAGAUGACGAGGGACUCCACAGUAGUUGGCGCGUUGGUGUCUCUAGUGCGUGGCUAUGGCUAUGCAGCGAUACGAAAGGAGGCUCCCGACCGAAGAAACAGAGAAUAGCAUGCAAAAAUGCUUCCAGAAGAAGUAAACCAGGACCGAAGAAGAAGAUGAGGAGACACCUCACUUUUACAUCAACAAUUACAGCAGCGUCUAGUCAUCUGCGGCCGUUGUGGGACGUCGUUUCACCAGUCUUCGACCUUGUGCUUCUUCUCGUCGGAAUUUUGGCGUAUCAUCUUCCAUACUACCUCUUCUUACACCUUUACAGCGAUUUUUCCAUGAUAGGCGUUUUGGCGGAGCUUCCAAAUGCGUGUGUGAUAGAGGAAACGACGAUGAUAGUGGACGGAAAUCUGGUCGAUCUUGGUAGUAGUCUCGAGGAUACAGCCGAAGCCGGUAUCAACUUCCAUCCGGGCCUGCUGACUGUAGAUCAGUGCGCUGCAGUCUGCGCGUUCACACCAGGCUGCUCCGGCGUAGCUUUUGCGCGUCACAAGACAGCGCCAUUUCGAUGGGUGUGGCGAGGGGAGCUCUAUCACGGCGAACUUCCUGCAGCCGAAUUUCAGGCCAUGUACUCGAAUGGGGUUGUUAUGAGCCGUUUUAUUGGAAGACCAGUGUCAAUCUUGCUCAUUGUAGUUAGUAGUUCUUAGUAGUUGUACUUGUACAACUUUAUCCUCUUUCUCUGGUACCAGCUACUUCCAGAGCUCGUUAGUGGAACUACUAGUGGAACUUCUACUUCUACUAGCGCGUCCGAAAAUUUUUUACAGAAGAUUCUGAACAUAUGAGACCGGGUGAUGCCAUUUGCAUGGCGAUUGUACUAUUUGGAGCAGCAUGGUCAUGAUGAUUACACAGCGGUCUUCGUAGUACCGUUCCUAGCACCGAAUCUAAGUUCCGCUUCCCUGCACCUGGUGAUAACGACACGACGCCGAUUAAGAAUGGUGGGCCUGGAGAGCUGAAUUGGAAGGCCUUCAACGAUACUGGUGCUUUCAUUGAGGUGACACCACACGUUGUAGACCAACAACGUAUGGCAUCUGUGAGGAAUAGCUACAGUUUCCUUUUCGUAGUUUAAUCGUGAGAAGUGAUAUUUACAAGUAUAGGAUGCCGGUGCAAGAGACUACUAGCACCAAUUUGUUCCUUUAGAAUCAGAUUUCGUUUAAUUCAAGAAAGAAGCAGGAAGCUUCUCUAAAACUUGAACUACUUAGUACUUAGCAAAAUUCAAUCAUUUGUGCUACUUCUUGGACCCCCCUGCUAUCCCUAAGUAGAGUGCUAAAGAACUCCCUAAUCCCUCCUUUCAUGUAAACUCUGCUGCGGGAUGCUGCGCUGAGACGGCUAGCCAAUAUGCCAGGUCGAAAGCUGGACCUUGCAUCUGAAGGGAGCAACUGCGUCUUGAAAACGGGUGUGUGGGCGAAUUUGAGGAGGGAUACGCAGAGCGCUCUAGCAGCGAACUACGCUUCAGUUGAUUAAGGGUUCAUCCUCAAACUCGUUUUCAUCUUAGGUAGAAGCAUCAGCAUCGCUUUUGACACUCUUCCAAAAUGAUCAAAGAUGCAGCGCUUCAAGAUGAAUAUUGUAUACUGUAGGGAAGGUGGGCCUCUAAGGUGAGAUGUCAGCCAAGUGUCGGAGCACCUUUCAACAUAUUGCCAUGGUGGGCGGGCUCUCUGUCGGGAAACACUCAGAAGCUCUUUUCAAGGAACUCAUUAGCGGAGGCAUCCAAGGAACAGCCGAGUUAUGAUCUGCUCGUACCAGUACUGGCACCACUUCGGGUACAACAAGGAUAACAAAAAUGAUUACAAUACAAGAAAAUAUAGCCUACGCAAUUUAGAUUAUGUUUUUACUAAAUAAAUCCUAAGCCUAGAAGAUGCACUACUUGACAUCAUGACCAUUGAUAUCUUCGACAAAACAAAUCAACGUGUUGUCCAUACUGCCUCUUUCAUUCGGCGGAAGGAGGCCCAAGAAGAAAAAGCAUCCAUUUAUGUCGUCCGUAGUUUCGGCACCAACCGGAGGCCUUCCUUACGUCUGUGAUUACGAGCGGGACGUCGCGUAUUUGCCGGAAACUUCUCUUACGGGUAGGUUUUUGAUGUUUCUGUAGUUCCCGUUAUAGCCUUGCCUCUCUCCUUCACAGGGGAGAAUGCGCAGAAUUAACGGAUGAAACGGGGUAAACUAGGGACUAACACCGACCAAGAACCUAGUGCCUCUAAUCUUCGAAACAACCUCUGGAUGUCACGCACGAAUGGCUCGAUAGUAGCGCAGCCAGUGGCGUUGGCGCAAGACAAGUUGAAGCCGAUGCAUUGCUAUAAAAUCUGCGCGAAUACGCCAGACUGCACAGCCGUAACGUACGACAUGCACACGAAGGAUUGCUUUCUCAAGUCGGCGAUCUUCCCCUCUGAUCGGAGGUUAUGAAAUUUGAUUUGAAUCUCUAGUCCGAGUAGUACUUUCUACGCUUGUAGUUCUGAUUCUUAGGCUGUUCUUAGAGAACCCUUCUUAUUUCACUACAAACACUUAGUAAAGAAAAAGAUGUUGACAAGCUCAUAUAUCUCUCCUGGUUUAUCGUUUUUGUGUAAAAACAAACCGGCAGUUCUAGUUGUAACAGAGAAAAUCCACUGCGAGUCACUCGCGAUUGAUGCUGUUUGAUGACAAGUCGAAACAACUUGAACUUAUCUUAACUUAGACUUCUUACAUCUUGGACAAUGAUUGUCCCCUCUGCAUCACCGUGCUGUCUAAUGAAGAGGUUGUCUACCACUUCUAAGCACGAUCGUAAAAGGUGGAGCGGAGGGCAUGGUGACGGUGCACAUGAACGACUUGUGCCGGCGAACAUUAGCACCUAGCAGCACGUACGUGAUGCACCCAGACGACAGUCUAUCAGGCAUGGUGUGCCCUAACAACUGCGCACUCGACAAAGACCGCAUGGUGCACUCAAAUCAGCCCUUCGUCACCCCACCAGAUAAACUGCGGGAUGGCAUUGUACAUUUCAAUUAUUCCGACUUGCGUUUUUGUUUCCACUAGUGCUACCUUGAGCAAAUAAAGCUGUUUCUUUGAGUACUUUUUACAAAUAUAGAGGCUAUUUCUUCUUCCGCGAGCGAUGCCUCAUUUUUAAUUCAAAUUCAUUGUCAAUCAUGUACAUGUACAUAUAGUUCUCUUUAUGCUUGCUGCAUUUACAUUUUCAUCCCGAUUUUCGAUAGAUUCGUUGGCGUUUUGGUGCCUGCAACCGGGUGGUGCAUGCGACUGGUUUGAAUGUGAAUUUUGAGCACUGUGUCGCUCUCUGUGAGAAGAUUCCGGACUGUCGUUACUCGACAAUAGGCUACGUGGAUGGGAGUCAGGGUUUGCGUUACUGUGCUGGCUGUCGAGUGCGUCCUACGAUCAAGACGGGUAAUGACGGCACUCCCGCAAUAACCUUCGCGAAGAGGUCGUUUUAUAGUUAGGUCUUCCUGUAAUCCAUCGAUCUUCGGAAGAGUCAUCCUGGAGAAGAGACUCUUCAAGAGAAAGACACCGUUCAAGGGAAAAAGACACGACCCUCCAGCAUGCACUAUCACCAAUUUUAUAAGACGGAAGCAAGAUUGACACCCUGCUCCAGGAUGUACCAUCUCAAGACGAGUCAAUUAGGGCGAUCCAGGUUUCUCUAUGUCUAUUGUAUCUAUAAGAUGGAAGAUCAGGGUCAGGGCGAGCAGCUCUAAUACAGACUGCCAUCCGGUCCACAGAUGCUAGCGUCACCAUCUGGAGCUGGUAUGCGCUGUGCCUACUCCGAUGCAGAUGAUGGAAUCCUACGUAUUGGCCCUCGCAAUUAUGUUGAAUGGGACGUGCUCGUGGAUAUUUUUGUUUUUGAAGGAGCAAACUGCUUUUUAUUUAUAGUAACUAGGUACUCCUAUCUCCUAGUACUCUUUUUUUCGAUCAGCGAACGAAGAAACUCCACCUGCUUCUAAGAAACGAGCUGUUCUUGGUACUAGUUCUUGUCCACAAACAGCGCCAGUUUAUUUUUAGUACCCAGCAUAGUGCACUCCCAAACCCAAUAUUAAUCUCGCCCACGAAAAUCCUAAGCCCUUAAGUGCUCUUUUUCAUUUCUUGGAGCUUCCGGGUGAGAUGGUGUAUUAUCAGGGCUCUUCGCCGAGUAUGGGAACCUGCAUGAAGAUGUGUAGUGACCCAACGAUGAUUUCGAGCAAAAAGUGCAUUGGCAUGGCAUUCGUGAAUGCGAUGGACCCCACGAAGGACGUAGAAACUGACGUCAUUAAGGCUAUUAUAUCACCGUAAAGCUAAAAAUGAAUUUAUAGUAUUAAUUAUAGUAUAAAUUGAAUAGGCUUUAUCAUUAUCUUCUGCGUCUGCGUUCUGCGUGGAAGCCGUACGUCCAAGCAAUAACAUGAACAUGGAUGAGUUUUCACUUGCGUUUGGGUAGUACUAGAGCGACCAUGCUGUUCACCUCUGGCUGCUACCAGCAACAACUACAAGCAGUUUAUCUAAAAGGUACUAAUUAUUGGUGUAAGUAGGCUCUAAUAUCCGUUUCUGUGUAGGGUGCGCUUACCGACCUGGUGAAGUCGAUCGGCAAUAUGCAAAGGAAACGCUCUUUUUCCGCAAAAGCUCGUACUCUACAAGACCAGGUAAGUGUAUCAUUACCUAAUCUUCUCACUUUUGUUUUGGUUGUUCUCACUUGGCAACUUGGAAAUUCAAAUUCAUUGAUUCCUCUCACAUGAAGAUGAACAAGAAGAUGAAUGGUAAAAAACAGAAACUGCUUCUCGUGAUUGGCAUAAUUCUAAUAAAUUGUUUCAUCUUCAGAGAUUCGUGACAAUGAUCAUCCAACCACAGCAACUUACAUGUCUCUGGAUGGUUCCCAUUUCGACAAGUAUGUGCGGCGGGGAGGUAGUUGCGGACUCGAUGACACGACAAAUGCGUACUUCGACCUUGGGUUCGCUGCCGACGUUGCGAAUCCGUGCACAAGGCCUAGAAUUUUCGACUUUCGCGGUCUCUACUUCGAACCCGGGCAAAUCAUCGAGUCUGAAGAAGGGACCAGCAUGGACGCGCUCAAUAAUAGCAAUGCUAUGAGAGGAAUCGGGUGAAGGAACGAACAUAAUACCAGAAGAAUCAAAUUUUUUUAUAACUACAGUAACUAAAAACACAAAAUAGAUUUUUGAAAUUAUACCCACCUAGGAAAUUAUGUUGAGCUUGAGAAGAACUACAGGUAGGAGUAGUACCUGUUAUUUAUAGGUUUUUGUUCUCCGAGAACUACUUCUAAAAAUCUGACGAGCGAGAACGAGACAACUACUAGUACGGAGGCGCCAGGCGGUGGUCCAGGAAAACGGCCGACAAGCGACCGUACGAGCUUCAGUUUGUCCGGUGUUGCCCCUAGCAUAGCGAAGUGCAACGAGGCAUGCCUGAUUCAUUCGCAGUGCACACAUGUCGUUAAGGAUGGCAACCUGUUAUUGACAAUCUUCGCUAAUAUACUUUCUUUCUUUUAUUUACUCUGUUUUCAAUAACAAUCUAUUUUCCAGGUCAGCAUACUAAUAGUACUUUCACAUUCUCAACCCAAGUUCCCACAGCGCAAAGCAUAAUUGCGGCGAGAACACGAGACUCGAUUGCAGAGGCUGAUAAUGAUUAGUACUCUCACAUCUGGGGAACAACUCAUUGCUCAUACUAUCUUUAACAUUAAAUCAUCCACGAUCCAUCCUUUUCCUUGGCGUUACAGUUUGCUCCUCUCCGUGGGACUGGGACAUGAAGAUGAACAACGAGCAACGAGCUGAACAAGGAAAGACAAGGUGUUGGGGGAUCCACAAAGUCGUGUUGGACCACGUGAGUAAGUUUUUUUGUACAGCUCUAAUCUCGUGAUUUUCGAAGACAACUAUACACCGGGAAGAAAAGCUUGGGUAUCUCUGGGCUGCAUCGGUGUCGGCGACCCGAAAGAGCAGCAUUUGUUGCCGCGGAAGGAACUGCUAUUCGGGGAGCGCUUUUCCCCAGAAGAAUACCAGGAAAGCUACAACUAUGGCAUGGCUUUGAAAUAGAAAUUUAGGUAGUUGUUAGUAUAAAGCACUUUCUUAUUCUUUCAGCUGUUGAAUGUCUUUAGUACGGUCAUCAGGAAAGUUGGCAACAGAGACGCAUGCAUGAAUGCAGUUUACGUGCGGGGUAUGACUGUCUACCAAACUACAACCAUGACUCUUGUCGUCCAUUCACAAUGAAUACUAUAAGAAAGUCAACAAAAAGUGGCCGCGACACCAUCUAAAAUAAUGAUUCGCUUUUGGGUACUAUGGUGGGCAACUUGACGGAACAAGCACUAACAAUGGUGUAUCGGAAGCGAUCGGAUGUAGCAACGCCAAUAUCCAGCACGACGACGACAAUUACGACUUACCCGAAUCCAUCUUCCAAGAAAGCAUCGUGGAGCUUUCUCACAAGGGGAAAGAAGCAGUUCCAAGAUGAUGAAUCCAAAGUAGAUGGAUUUGGGUAAGCUCUAAGACGACAACGCCGGAAAUGAUUCCGAAGAUGGGCAGUGUCCACGCAGUUCCUGCACCUUGGGUCAACCGCGCCACCGAACUCAACUGCGGAUAUGAUCAGAAGGUACCCAUGUAUAUUGCACUGAACGAGAAUAGAAGAGUUUCGCUUUGAGAAUUGAGGCUGCUGCACUUGUAGCUUUUAUACUGACUGCUCUAGCAACAUCAUGGUGAUCCAUGUUGAAGUACAAGGUGAGGCAAAGAGCCAAAGUAUAAUACUAGCUUGGAGCGUCCGACAACAUCCCUCCCACUAGGAUCCCCCCCCUCCCCAAAAUAAGAAACUAAGCAAGGCAAAGACGUAAGCGAUAUGCGUUUUCAAAUUUCGAGAAUUUUCCACGUUUUGCCAUCGUUUUGGGAUUGGAUCUCGUGCGUUUGAAGUCAAGGGCUAAGAUCCCAAAACUCUCUUGGCUUCGCGUUUUUCCAAUUUCGAUAAUUUUCCACGUUUUUCGUCGUUUUGGGAGUGAAUCCCGUGAGUUUGAAGCCUUAAGAUCCCAAAGCUUUUGACUUUAAGCCCUUGCCCCCGAAAUUCAAUGCCUUGGCUUCGCGUUUUUCAAAUUUCGAAAAUUUUCCAAAUUUUGUCGCCGUUUUGAGAUUGGGGCGCAGGAGUUUGAAGCGUUAAGACCCCAAAGCUUUUGACUUUAAGCCCUUUCCGUGAGAUUCAAUCUCUUGGCUUCGCGUUUUUCAAAUUUCGAAAGUUUUCCACCUUUUUCGUCAUUUUGAGAGUGGGCCCUUUGAUUUUGAAGGGCUAAGAUCCUAAAGUUUUUGAGUUUAAGCCCUUUCUCUGAAAUUUAAUUCCUUGGAUUCGCGUUUUUUCAAAUUUCGAAAAUUUUCCACAUUUUUCGCCAUUUUGAAAGUGAAGCCCGUGCGUUUGAAGCGCUAAAAUCCCAAAAUUUUUGAUUUUAAGCACUUUCUCCGGAAUUUAAUCCCUUGGAUUCGCGUUCUUUCAAAUUUCGAAAAUUUUCCACAUUUUUCGCCAUUUUGAGAGUGAAUCCCGUGGGUCUGAAGUGCUAAGAUCCCAAAACUUUUGACUUUGCGGCCUUUGUCUGGAAUUUAAUUCCUUGGAUUCACGUCUUUCAAAUUUCGAAAAUUUUCCACACUUUUCGCCAUUUUGAGAGUGAAUCCCGUGAGUCUGAAGCGCUAAGAUCCCAAAAUUUUUGAUUUUAAGCCCUUUGCUUGGAAUUUAAUUCCUUGGGUUCGCGUUUUUUCAAAUUUCGAAAAUUUUCCACAUUUUUCGCCAUUUUGAGAGUGAAUCUCGAGGGUUUGAAGUGCUAAGAUCCCAAAAUUUUUGAUUUUAAGCCCUUUGCCUGGAAUUUAAUUCCUUGGAUUCGCGUUUUUUCAAAUUUCGAAAAUUUUCGACAUUUUUCGCCAUUUUGAGAGUGAACCUCGAGAGUUUAAAGCGCUAAGAUCCCAAAAUUUUUGAUUUUAAGCCCUUUGCCUGGAAUUUAAUUCCUUGGAUUCGUUUUUUUUCAAAUUUCGAAAAUUUUCGACAUUUUUCCCCAUUUUGAGGGUGAAUCUCGAGAAUUUGAAAUGCUAAGAUCCGAAAAUUUUUGAUUUUAAGCCCUUUACUUGGAAUUUAAUUCCUUGGAUUCGUGUUUUUUCAAAUUUCGAAAAUUUUCCACAUUUUUCGCCAUUUUCCACAUUUUUCGCCAUUUUGAGAGUGAAUCUCGAGGGUUUGAACUGCUAAGAUCCCAAAAUUUUUGAUUUUAAGCCCUUUCCCCCGAAAUUCAAUUCCAUGGCUUCGUGGUUUCCUGGUUUCGUGGUUUCCUGGUUUCGUGGUUUCCUGGUUUCGUGGUUUCGUGGUUUCGUGGUUUCGUGGUUUCGUGGUUUCGUGGUUUCAUGGUUUCAUGGUUUCAUGGUUUCAUGGUUUCAUGGUUUCAUGGUUUCAUGGUUUCAUGGUUUCGUGGUUUCAUGGUUUCAUGGUUUCAUGGUUUCAUGGUUUCAUGGUUUCAUGGUUUCAUGGUUUCAUGGUUUCGUGGUUUCGUGGUUUCAUGGUUUCAUGGUUUCAUGGUUUCCUGGUUUCGUGGUUUCGUGGGUUCAUGGGUUCAUGGGUUCAUGGGUUCAUGGGUUCAUGGGUUCAUGGGUUCAUGGGUUCAUGGGUUCAUGGGUUCAUGGGUUCAUGGGUUCAUGGGUUUGGGGUUUGUUUGUUUUUGUGUCGGAGGUUUUGGGUUUGGGUGUUUUGGGUUUGGGUGUUUUGGGUUUGGGUGUUGGAGGUUGAGGUUUCCGAAGGGAUGUGUUUGCAAAGUUUUAUUGCUCUUAAUAUUAAGACCAGCACGAGGACUUCUUUUUUCAAUGAUGAAGCAAUCAGAUGUACACUAUGUACACCAACCUUACUUACUUUUUCCAGGAAUACGCGGACUAUUUCGAUGCUGCUGCUGAGUGUACGAUGGACAAGGCAUGUAAGAUAGUGUGGGACAAGGACGCUGACGGACGGGGAUGGACCAAGUGCAAUCUUGCAGGGCUGAAAAUGAAGCCUAGCGAAAUGAGCAACUACGACGAUAUGCCUCUCGAAUUCAGGCGUCUAGAACUGGCGCACAGCACUACGGUAGUACAACCAACAGACACACGCAUAUGGCUCACUGAGUUGAAUCGUCGGGAGAGGACAGAAGAGACAGAAGACGAGACGCGCAGUAGUAGGGAUCAUGUAGCUCCUGUCACGCCAGAAAUAGGGAAGAGUGGCAGAAAUAGCGAAGAUACAGGAGCAUCCUCUUUGUCGGCGUCAGGUACAAAUGGGGCAGAGGAAGGCAGUGAGUCCGUGGCAUCUUCUGACGAAGUAGCUGACCCAGCAGGAGUAGCUUUCAUUACUUCACAACUCUCCGAGGCAGAAACACAUAACACUGAGUCUAGUAGAGAUCAAAGUGUAGAAGAAGAGGAAAGUCAGAACACUGAUUCAUCUACUAGUAGAGUUAAUCAGGGUGUGGAGCUGGAGGAUGUAGAUGUAGUCGUUGAGCAUAAAAAUGAGCUUGGAGGCAAGCAGCAGCCAGAAGAAGUUGAAGUAGCAUCUUCCCUGGCAUCUUCAAAAUCAAAAAGUGAAGGUCGUGUCGUUUCAUUGGUAGACGAGGAACCUCGAGCUCGCCUUGUAGCAGAUGGGUCUUCUGAUGUAGAAACGGUACAUCUAGAAGAGGACAACUACGACUUAAUACACAGGUCUACUUCGUCAAGAGUAGAGUCGGAGAUGGGAACAUCUUCACCAGCAAAAAUGAUCAUGGACGCUACAGCGAGGUCGGCGAGUGAUGCCAACGAGGUAGAAGGGCAAUCAUCUGAUGUAGUUGCACGACCCGACGAGGGUUUCGCUUUACAAGACGACCGAAGGGAACCACUCAACGCGCCGGAAAGGAUUGCCGCACAUGAUGUCGGCAGCAAGAGAGCGUCGAGGAGGCAGAAGAUACUCGAUGUUAGCGCCGAGAUAAAAUCACCAGCUAGUCGUGUUGGAGGAGGACCAUCGACGCAGCAAGUCUCGUUCUCAAAGCUCAGUAUGCUGCCAGCGUCCCAUAGGUGA
Molecule: messenger RNA, 10690 nt
Organism: Amoebophrya sp. A25
Lineage: Eukaryota; Dinophyceae; Syndiniales; Amoebophryaceae
Source: the annotation of a GenBank genome assembly